Messenger RNA from Cannabis sativa, 1150 nucleotides. Its product is annotated as putative RING-H2 finger protein ATL21A. NCBI's taxonomy places the organism in Eukaryota, Viridiplantae, Streptophyta, Magnoliopsida, Rosales, Cannabaceae. Bases 29 to 1150 code for a protein of 373 amino acids. Gene Ontology annotation, molecular function: polysaccharide binding. The transcript has 2 exons. The record is from RefSeq and is a predicted model, not a curated record.
AAAAAAACCAAAAUUCUCUGUUAAAAAAAUGAACAUUCCCAAACACUUUAUACUAAUUAUCUUCUUCUUCAUCAUCAUCACAUCCUUCUCAUACAUUGGUUCAAGCUCAAAAUUAGUCCCAUGUUUUAAAGCAGCUUGUUCAAUCCACGAACCAGAUAUUCAAUUCCCAUUUCGAAUAAAGAAUUUCCAAACAGACACAUGUGGUUAUCCAGGUUUUGACAUAUCCUGUGAUAAUAACUCAACCCAAACACUCCUAAAUCUACCUAAUUCACAACAAUUCUUAGUCCAAAGAAUAGACUACGACACAAGAAGAAUAUGGAUUAAGGAUCCAAACAAUUGUUUACCCAAUCGAAUAAUUCUUCAUUCUUUGAAUUUGUCCGGUUCUCCUUUCUACAAUUUUUACAAUGAAAACUUCACAUUUUUCAAUUGUUCUUCUUCGUAUCAUUCGAAUUACCUGUUGAGUACUCCUAUAGCUUGUCUUAGUGGGCCCACUUAUACAGUUGUUGCAACGACGUCGUCGUAUACUAUUGAAUUCUUGUCCAAAACGAUAUGUCGUUUAGUAGGCACUUUUCAAGUCCCGGUUGAUUCGAUCAUUAAUUCUGAGAAUUUGUACUCGUGGGAUUUCGGUGGUGGUGACUUACUUCGUCUCACGUGGCGAGAUGUUCCCACGUGCAAUCGGUAUGAGGUCAACCCUACUCGUGGAAUAGUUUGUUCAGAAUACAAUCCUCAACGAGGAAUUCCAAAGACUACUCCUCAUAAUUCAAUGGCAGUAUGGCUUGGUACAACAUCAAUCUUGUGCAUAAUAUGCCUACUAUGUUUCAUAUGUUGGAGGAAGGCCAUCACUAGAAGAAAUGGGUCCAUUCCAGAGUUCAAUUCUAUAGUGCCUCAACAACCCAUAAUCAUUAUGGGCUUAGAUGGGCCAACUCUAGAGUCUUACCCAAAGGUAAUAUUAGGUGAGAGUCGGAGAUUGCCCAAGCCCAAUGACAACAUAUGCCCAAUAUGCUUAUCUGAGUAUAAGCCCAAUGAAAUCCUGAAGACCAUACCUGAAUGCCAACACUUCUUUCAUUCUGAUUGCAUUGAUGAAUGGCUUAGAUUGAACGCUUCUUGCCCCAUUUGUCGAAAAUCUCCAAAUGUAUACAACUACAUAUAA